Messenger RNA from Camelina sativa (false flax), 788 nucleotides. Its product is annotated as multifunctional methyltransferase subunit TRM112 homolog B. NCBI's taxonomy places the organism in Eukaryota, Viridiplantae, Streptophyta, Magnoliopsida, Brassicales, Brassicaceae. Gene Ontology annotation, molecular function: protein heterodimerization activity. Gene Ontology annotation, biological process: rRNA (guanine-N7)-methylation; peptidyl-glutamine methylation; tRNA methylation. The record is from RefSeq and is a predicted model, not a curated record.
UUCAAACUACAGUUAUAUCGACAAAUUUCGGAUUAAUUUACAAAUCCUGGAAUAAACGAACGAAAUCCAUAGAUAGUCAACGGUUUACUUUUAAGUCAAGACUUGAAGACUUGACUGAUCUUCCCGUAUCUAGUUAUGGGCCUCAUAUGGAUAAAGCCCAUUUACACAAUUGAAUCAUACAUACUCCUCCUAAAAGGCUCGCAAGUCCAUUAGGGUACUAUCGUCGACAGCGCUAUCAAGACACUUCCGUCUUCCUCGUUGCAGAGAGAGCGAGAGAGAGAGCGAGAGAAGAGGUUGAUAGUACACAACAUGUUGUCUUGCAACAUUAGAGGAGUGGUUAACAAGUUUCCUCUGCGUAUCGAACCCGAGAAGAUAAUCGUGAAAGAGGUCGAUUUCAACCCGGAUUUUCUCAAGCACAUGAUCGCCAAGAUUGAUUGGAAGGCUCUCGUGGACGGUGCACGUUCGAUGGGAUACACCGAACUUCCCAAUCACGCACCGGAAACAACGACGCUUGAAUCUGACGAAUCCUUUCUCAGGAAAUUUCACCACUCGUUGCUCGAGCUACAUCUCGAAGAAGGCUCACUUGUCUGCUCAGAAACCGGUAGGAAGUUUCCGGUUAACAAAGGAAUCCCCAAUAUGCUUCUCCACGAGGACGAGGUUUAAAUUAAGCAUUGUGUUAUAUAUAGACAGAUUCAUCUUUCAUUACGUGUUAUAAUGGGUGAUUCCUUUAAGCUAUUUUAGAACACUUCCCAAAAUCUUAAUCAUGAAAACUUGUCAUUCUACUUUAA